This is a messenger RNA of Bombina bombina (fire-bellied toad), 11433 nucleotides long. RefSeq names its product E1A-binding protein p400. The transcript is spliced from 53 exons. Gene Ontology annotation, molecular function: ATP-dependent chromatin remodeler activity; ATP binding. NCBI's taxonomy places the organism in Eukaryota, Metazoa, Chordata, Amphibia, Anura, Bombinatoridae. The record is from RefSeq and is a predicted model, not a curated record. The coding region runs from base 106 to 9099 and encodes 2997 amino acids.
GUCCCCUUCGGGUUUCCGUAGAUCACUGUUGACAGUCGAGAUCGGUGGUACUGGUACCUGAUGGGGUAGACAGUGUUCAAAUUCAAAAAUUCUACAAAGGUAACAAUGCAUCAUGGCAAUGGAGCCCCAAGCACUCCCCGGCAGCUCCAAAGAUCCAGAUCCUUCACUGGUAAUGAGGGUGAAGAGCCAUCCUUGCAGACAAAUUUACCACAGUCUCCUGCACAAUCAUAUGCUCCGGCUGUCAGUUCCUCUGGACCCCAGUCUCCCAGUUUUCAAAUACAGCAGCUCAUAAUGAGCAGGAAUCCUGUAGCUGGUCAGAAUGUAAAUAUUACCCUGCAAAAUGUGGGUCAGGUUGUGGCAGGAAACCAGCAAAUAACUUUGACUCCACUGCCAAUCCCCAAUCCUGCCUCACCUGGUUUCCAAUUUAGCAACCAGCCAAGAAGGUUUGAACAUGGAUCACCGUCCUAUAUCCAAGUUACUUCCCCAAUGUCACAACAGGUCCAGACUCAAAGUCCUACACAACCCAAUGCUGUUCCAAUCCAAACACUGCAAGGAGUAAGAACUGGGACUGCUGGAGCCAGUUUAGGUAUGUGUAGCCAGAGUCCAACACGUGGAUUUGUUGAUGCUAGUGUACUGGUGAGACAGAUCAGCUUGAGUCCAUCAAAUGGUGGGCACUUUGUUUUUCAAGAGGGCUCUGGAAUUGCACAGCUUGCACAAGGAACCACAGCACCAGUACAACUUCCAUCUGGCACAACACAGGCAAGCAUGAGGGAACGGAGACUGUCACAGCCACAUUCUCAGACUGGUGGCACUAUUCAUCAUCUGGGACCUCAAAGCCCUGUGGCAAGUGGCGCAAAUAUGCCUACUCUUACUACUCCUAGUCACAUAACAACUACAAAUUUACCACCACAGAUCAGCAGUAUUAUUCAGGGCCAGCUUAUUCAGCAGCAGCAGGUACUACACAGCCAACAGCUAGGCAGAACUAUCAGUUUUGAUCGGACAUCUGGAGGGAUGAUAGCCGGUGUGGCUGGAACCUCAACCUUUGGGUUAACUUCACCUCCACCUCCAACAAGUCCUUCACGAGCCACUGGUCCACAGGGAUUGUCUAGUCUUCCUCAUACACCAGCUAUAAGUACUACACUGAAGAAACAGAGUAAGAAGCUGGAGGAGAUCCCUCCUGCAACUCAAGAAGAUGCUCGGAUGAGGAAGCAGUGCUUGGAGCAUCACCACAAAACUAUGAAAGGUCUAAAGGAAGCAUUUAAAGAGUAUCUGAUUGAGUUGUUUUUCCUGCAGCACUUUCAGGGAAACAUGAUGGAUUUUUUGGCCUUUAAGAAAAAACCCACCAUGGGCCUCCAAGGUUAUCUCCGACAAAAUGAUUUGGAUUUGGAAGAAGAAGAGGAGGAAGAACAGUCUGAGGUCAUCAAUGAUGAGCAAUCACAUCCAGGGAGUGGAGCAGUUGGAGCUGUAAAUACAAUUGAUAUUGAAGCUUUCAAAAAGCAACAAGCUCUCACACAAGCAGACCCAAGUAAGAGACCUCGUCUUGAAGUGUCUCGCCAUGGCAUGGUGUUCCAGCACCCAGGCGUGGCUUCUGGGGUACCUCUUCAGCAACUCAUGCCCACCGCACAAGGAGGGAUGCCUCCCACACCACAGACGGUACAGCUAACAGGGCAGAAGCAAAGUCAGCAGCAGUAUGACCCCUCCAAAGGACCACCAGUACAGAAUGCAGCCAGCCUGCACACCCCACCACCACAGCUACCCAGCAGAGUGCAGGCUUCUAACAUCCCCCUCUCCUCACUCCCUGCCGCCCUACACAUUGCACAGCAACAGCAGCAAAUCACAGAAGCUCAAAUUCAGACUCAAAUUCAGGUGCAAGUUAAACCGCAAACACCAAGUGUCUCCAUCCUUACAUCUGCACAAAGCCAGCUGCCUUCGCAAAUCUCUCAGCCGCUGCAGCAAGCAUUCCACAGUCAGAUUCCCAUAUCUGUAACUCAGCCACAAGCCUCCAUUCAGCAGCAGACAAUAACUUUGGUGAGACCAGCAGCAGAGUCUCAGCAGCCACGUCUUGCAAGCAACACUCAGCCCAACUCCUUUGUAGCUCCAGCAGCUUUCUCCACUUCUACUACUCUUACUCCGUUUCCCGUGACAUCAAGCAGAACCAAUGUAACCACAAGUAAAUCUCUUUCCUCUGCAACUUUGAAAUCUUCUGGGAUACCCAGCAUAAAAUCUCAGACUACUUCACAAAGUGCUUCUGGAUUAUCCUCAGAGAACUCACAGGACAAGUUCGCUGAACAGGUAAAACUGGAAAAUCAUGUUCAUCAACGCAUAGCAGAACUGCGAAAAGAGGGUUUAUGGUCUUUAAAGAGACUGCCCAAACUACAGGAAGCCUCAAGGCCAAAGUCUCACUGGGACUAUCUGCUAGAAGAGAUGCAGUGGAUGGCAGCAGACUUUGCUCAAGAAAGGAUUUGGAAACUUGCCAGUGCUAAGAAGAUAGCUAGAACUGCUGCACGUCAUCAUGAGGAAAAGAGGGUAAAUGAUGAGCGAGCCAGACGGGAGGAAGAAAAUAAAUUAAAGCGUAUUGCUGCAUCAAUUGCUAGAGAAAUUGAGUAUUUUUGGGCAAAUAUUGAACAGGUUGUGGAAAUAAAGUUACAAAUGGAGUUUCAAGAAAAAAGAAGGAAAGCUUUAAAUUUAAACAUGGACUCGAUGAGAGGACCUCUGAAGGCAAUAGAAGCAUGUGUGAAAUGUGAACAAGGAAGCAACAAGGUCCCAACAACAUGGAGGAAGAGAAAAGCAAGUUCAUCCUGGAGUGAUGGGGCAGAUGAAGAAGAAACAAUUGCUGAGCAAGAAACAAAAGAAGGAAAUGUUGACCAUAAAGCUGAAUUGUCUGAAUUAGCUCGGGAAGCUGAUCUUCCACUUGAUGAUCUGGUAAAGCAGUAUGAAGGGGCUUAUGAUGAGAAUUUUCAUUGGCCACACACUACCUCCCUCAGUGAAGAAGAGAAGCACUCCAAACAUGAUAUGGAAGAACAAAUAACAGAGUCAGAAAGACCACAAAAACAAACCAUACUUAUUGACUCUUUGCUCUGUACUGACCAGUGUAGAACAGGAGAUAGACCCAGUUCUAUCCACCUAAGUUCCAGGAAAAGCACAAAAGACAUUUCUGAUGUAGUCAGAGCUGCAGAACUACUUCUGCCCAGUGGAAGUGCCCGCAUCGCAUCUGCAGUAGAAACCAGCCAUCCAUCCUUGCUACAUGGAACCCUGCGUGAAUAUCAACAGAUUGGACUUGAUUGGUUGGCAAAGCAAUACAAGAAUAAUCUUAAUGGAAUUCUAGCUGAUGAGAGUGGGUUGGGGAAGAAUGUCCAGGCGAUUGCUUUUUUAGCACAUCUGGCCUGCAGUGAAGGUAACUGGGGCCCUCAUCUUAUUGUGGUACGUAGCUGUAAGAUUCUGAAGUGGGAGCUUGAAUUUAAGCGUUGGUGCCCUGGGUUAAAACUUCUCCUAUAUUUUGGCAAGCAAAAGGAACUGCGGAAAAAGAGACAGGAAUGGAAGGAGCCAAACAGCUUUAACAUCUGUAUCACCUCAUACAAGCAGCUGUUUAAGGGCCGCCAAGCUUUCAUGAAGAUGAGAUGGAAGCAUUUAGUUCUGGAUGAAGUUCAUCAGAUUAGAAAUAUGACAGAGAAGCACUGGGAAGCCAUUUUCAACCUACCAAGUCAGCACCGGCUGCUUCUUAGGGAUUCUCCUCUACAGAACACAUGGAAGGAUCACUGGACAAUGUUGCACUUCCUCGUUCCAGGAGUUUCUAAAGCAUACCUCGAUUUUCCCAUUAAAUCUGGAAGUGAAGAAAGCCAGGAAAAUUGCCACAAGCUUUUUAUUAUGUUACACAGAACAGUACGGCCCUUCAUUUUACGGAGGACGAAAAGAGAAGUUGAAAAGCAGCUAACCAAAAAAUAUGACCAUGUCCUUAAGUGCCGUCUGUCCAGUCGACAGAGAGCUCUGUAUGAGGAUGUGAUUCUGCAGCCUGGAACUCAAGAUGCUCUGAAAGGAGGGCAUUUUGUUAGUGUUCUUCAUGUCUUGAUGCAGCUGCAGAGGAUUUGUAAUCAUCCUGAGCUUGUGGAUCCCCGUCCUACCCACUCCUCCUAUGUGUGUGAAUCUAUCCAGUACAAGACGUCAUCACUGGCACUGCGAGCACUGGAAUAUGACCCAUGGAAGAAUGCAGAUCUGUCCGUGUUUGACCUGCUUGGGCUAGAGAAUAAGAUGACAUGUUAUGAAGCUCAAAUGCUGCCUUCACAGAAAGUGACACGGAAACUUAUUGAGGAGAUUUACAGCUCUCCUGAACCUGCAGCUCGACCCAGUCCUGUGAAGAUCAAACCCAACAGAUUGUUUCAGCCUGUUCUGUAUGGCCAAAAACCAGAGGGACGAACCGUAAACUUCCCAAGUACACCAGCAUCUCGUAUGGUGACCACAACAACAGCCACUGUUUCCCAACAAGGGCAAGCGCGAGGACGGUCACCCAUAACAACCACCUCUUCAAAUCAGGGUGCAGAGGUGGUUAAAAUUGCUCAGCUGGCCGCUGCUGGUGGAGCUCAAGGCAGAAUAGCUCAACCAAAGACCCCAGUCACAUUGCAGUUCCAAGGGAACACAUUCACCUUGUCUCAAAGCCAGCUGCGUCAGCUCACUGCAGGCCAGCCUCUACAGCUGCAAGGGAGUGUUCUUCAGAUUGUAUCGGCUCCAGGACAGCAGUACAUGCGGCCUCCAGGGCCAUUGGUAAUGCAGACUUUGUCUCAAGGAAGUCCCAUCCAGAAUACAAUUAAUUCCUUGGGAAACCAACACCCGUCAAUGCCCAGUCCUGCUGCAUCCCCACAGACAGGAAUACAAGGACGAAAUGCGGUUCCCAAUUCUGGUUGUGGAGAAACAGGACCUGUUCUCAAGUCUUCAGUGGGUUCAGUAAUGCCGGUCCAGGAGCUAGCAGAAGAUAAACAGCGCAUUUUGAGGGAGCGUCUAGAACGUCUUUUCUCCUGUAAUGAACGGCGAUGUGGCCGAGCCCCUCUCUAUGGAGCAGAUCUGUUAUCACUUUGCACUUUGAGCUCAGCUGGAGUUCCAGAUACAGUCUCAAGCUCCCAGUGGGGGUGGGCUGGCUCUGUUAAUUGCCACCUUUCUUCUUGCUCUCCUGAGGGCUCCAGUGAUCUUCUUCGACACCUCAUCCUGUCUUCAGAUCAGCAAAAGGAUGUACUAGAGCCUCUAGCCAAGAGGACACGUUGUGUGGUCUCACCUGUGAUCGCACCUCCUCCUCAUUUGUCGGUGCUGUAUUACCCUCCUUUUUACACACAUGGCAUGAAACUCCUAAAACAAAGACUGAGGGAACACGCAGCUCCUAAUUUACAGCGUCUGAGGGAGAGAACAUCCCCACACUGUGUACAGUUCCCUGAUCUACGAUUAAUCCAGUGUGAUUCGGGGAAGCUAGACGCUCUGGUCGAUCUUCUGAGGAAGCUUCAUUCUGAGGGACAUCGUGUUCUGAUCUUCACCCAGAUGGUACUCAUGCUGGAUAUCUUGGAGCUCUUUCUAGACUUCCACUCAUUGAAGUUCCUGAGGAUUGAUGCAUUUGCUAAUUAUGAGCAGUGUCAUGACUUGAUGAAAAGCUUUAAUCAAGAUCCUCAAAUCUUUUGCGUCCUCCUAUCCACCCAUAGCCACUCUCUAGGGGUUCCUUAUGUAGAAGCUGACACAUUAAUUUUCUACGAUAGUGACUUAAAUCCAGUGAUGGAAUCCAGAGCCCAGGCCUGGUGCGAUUGCAUUGGUAGAACCAAAGAUAUUCAUAUCUACAGGCUUGUAAGUGGAAACUCGAUUGAAGAGAAGCUGUUGAAGAAUGGCACUAAAGAUUUGAUCCGAGAGGUUGCUGCUCAAGGGAAUGACUUUUCCAUGGCUUUUCUAACACAGCAAACAAUUCAUGAGCUGUUUGAGCUUUACACUCCCCUUGAAGAUUCAGGAUUUGGUGUGAAAGCAGAAGAAUUUGUAAUGUUGUAUCAAGAACCAUCUCCAGCAGAAACGAUUGCUACAAAGUUUGCCAGGCCAUUUAUAGAGGCUCUAAAGAGCAUUGGACAUCAGGCAGAAUUGGAUGAAAAAGCUCCAGAGGCUGGAGAAGAACAAGACAAAACUGCUGAGGCCUCAGAUGACCCUUACCACAUUGAUGAAACUUCUGAAUUAGAUGAACUAGCUGCAGUAGUGGAACAGCUUACCCCCAUUGAGAAAUAUGCUUUGAAUUACCUGGACAGUUUUUAUACUUCUUGUGCUGAAGGAAAGACUGAGAAUGAGUUGAAAUCAACAAAGAAGAAAUGGGAGAUCCAGCAGAUGAAAGAGAGAAAUCAUUGGGAAGAGAAAAUGGAAUGGGUGGAAGAGGAAGAAGAUCUUUUGACAUACACAAGAGAAGAUGCUUAUAACAAGGAAUUUAUUUAUGACAACUCAGAUGGGCAGACAGAAAUAAUGCCUAUCUGGACUCCACCUACACCCCCUCAAGAUGAAAAUGACAUUUACAUAGACUCUGUCAUGUGUUUGAUGUACGAUACGAAUCCCAUCCCUGAGUCUAAACUCCCCCCUAUUUAUGUGAGGAAGGAACGCAAGAGACUUAAGACUGAUCCCGCUGUUUCAGGUCGGAAGAAGAAGCAGAGGCAUGGUGAGUCUGUGGUGCCUCCCCGUUCCCUGUUUGACAGAGCAGCACCAGGCAUGCUGAAAGUGCGAAGAGAAGGCAAGGAGCAGAAAAAGAACCUUCUUCUGAAACAACAAACUCAGUUUGCUAAACCUUUGCCAACUCUGGUAAAACCAGCAACUGAAUCUGGACCAGAUAACCCUGAGUGGCUGAUAAGUGAGGACUGGGCUCUAUUGCAGGCAGUAAAGCAUCUCCUAGAACUUCCUCUCAACUUAACAAUUGUGUCACCAGCCCACACUCCAAAUUGGGAUCUGGUGAGUGAUGUGGUAAACUCUUGCAGCCGGAUCUAUAGGUCGUCCAAACAGUGCCGUAGCCGUUAUGAAAAUGUCAUCAUUCCAAGAGAGGAAGGGAAGUUGAUGUUUGAAGCCAAUCCUAAGAAGAAGACUAAGAGCAUAUAUAAGACAAAAAAUAGCCGCCCCCUACGGACAAGUCAGAUCUAUGCCCAAGAUGAAGGAGUGACACACACACAGAUGUAUACCAAUCGGUUUGAGUUAAUGAAAAUGACUGCAGGAAAGAGGAGUCCACCCAUCAAACCACUGUUGGGAAUGAAUCCAUUCCAGAAGAAUCCAAAGCAUGCUUCUGUUCUCACAGAAAGUGGAAUUAACUAUGACAAGCCCCUGCCUCCUAUUCAAGUUGCUUCACUCCGUGCAGAGCGUAUUGCUAAAGAAAAGAAGGCUCUAGUAGAACAGCAUCACAGAGCUCAGCAGCAAGUGGGACCACAAGCUCCUCAACAGUCACAGCAAAAUGGGCAGCAGGCAUCAUCUCCAGCUGUACAACCAGCCCAAGCACAGCCCCAGCAGCAAGUGGUCCAGCAACAGGUCGUUCAGCAGCCACAGGCAGUUGUCCAGACGGCUGCCACCACUGUGCCUACCACUGCAGUCCUGGCUGGAACCAUCAAAACUGCUGGAACUGGAACGGGGAUUCAAGCUGCCACUGUAAGUGGGAAUGUGAUCGUGAACACUGUGGCAGGAGUUCCCCCUGCUACCUUCCAGCCAAUAAACAAAAGACUGACAUCUCCUGUUUUACCCGGGACAUUGUCCGCACCUCCCGGUACUCCUCAGGUGGUACACACACAGCAAAGGGCAGUAGCAACUUCGUCUGCACCAACAGAAAUGGUUGCCAUAGCAACAAACCAGGGUGUUCGAGCUGUGACCCCAGUGACAGGUGGCGCUGUGGUGUGCAGCAGCCUUACUCCUGUCCAGACACAAGCCAGAUCCAUAGUUACACAAGUGACAACAGCUACCACUGCUGGGGUCCAGCUGGCCAAUAAGACCAUCACACAAGCUCAGUUCCAGCUGCUUAAACAGCAACAGGCUGCACAGGUGCAGGUCCCUCAGAUGCAGGCACAGUCUCCAGGGCAGAUAAAGGCUGUUGGCAAAAUAUCCCAGGAGCAGUUGCUCAAGCUGCAGAAGCAAAAGAUGCAGCUUCCUCAGCAGACUGCCCAGACUGCAGCACAGCAGCAACCCCAGCAAGCUGCACAGCAGGCGGUUUCCAUUCCAGGUCAGCAGCAGUCACAACAGCAAACCCAACAGCUUGCCACUGUCACUGCACCUAGAGCAGGUGCCGUCCUGACUGGGGCAACAGUGACAAAUCUACAGGUGGCUCGUCUGCUCCAGGCACAGGGGCAGAUCCAGGCCCAGCCAGGACAAACAGCACAAGUAGCACUGGCAAAACCUCCAGUGGUUUCUGCUGUUGUUUCCUCUGCAGGAGUCACCACUCUCCCAGUUACAGUGGCAGGAAUCAGCGUCGCUAUUGGGCAGCCUCAGAAAGCUACAGGUAAUCAGACUGUAGUUGCUCAGCCUUUGAAUGUACAGCAGCUUCUGAAGCUAAAGCAGCAACAACAACAAAAGGCUCUGCAGUCCCAGGGAGCUCCGGUACAGGCCACUGUGCAGCAGAAGAUAACAGCACAGCAGCUUACCGUUCAGGGGCCACAGCAGCAGGGCCAGCAGCAGAAGGUGACAUAUACCACACAGCCAGCUAUUAAAACUCAGUUCCUUACCACUCCAAUAAACCAGUCUCAAAAGUCAGCAGGAACCCAGCAAGUACAGGCCCAGAUUCAGGUUGCAAAGCUCCCUCAGGUCGUCCAGCAGCAGACAGCCGUGACAAAUAUUCAGCAGAUGGUACCGGCCUCCCAACAGGUUCAGCCCCAGACUGUGACUUUGACCCAGGCAACAGCAGGAGGUCAGCAGCAAGUCCAGGUGAUACCAGCUGGUCCAGCAGCAGCUCAAGUGGUUCAGCAGAAACUUCUCCAGCAGCAAGUGGUGGCGGCAGCAGCAUCACCGCAGAUCCAGACUCCUGCUGCUCAGAGUGGGGCACCAACUCUGGGCACAACAGAGGCACAGAAUCAGCAGGCAAAGCUGCAAGCCCGUCCACCAACUGUCAGAAUUAAAGCUCCCACUAAACCUAGCUGAGAGCCAAUGGUAACUUAAGGAAACAUAAUUAUAUAUUCAUCUCCCAGCAGUACUUUCACAAACUCUCAUAAAAAGCACCUCAAAGGGACUAGAUCACAUAAGAGACGUUUGCAGUGUGUCAGAAAACAGAAAUCUUUGUAAAUUACAUUUUGUGAAUGUGAAGUGUCAUUUUAGCUUGCGAUUUUUGCACCAGUUUCUGAUGGUCAUUACCCCAGUUUUAUUUUUAUGGGAAUUGUUACUAGAGUGUCAUUAAUUGAAGGAGUUACUUGACAGAGAUAAUGUAGAUCCAAAAUGUAUUCACUGUCACUAUAAUCCAUGAAAACCACAGCAAUGGAUCAAGACAAAGCAUCAGGAUGUUUCCUUUAGUGUAAGAUGGACUUUUUCUGUCUAGUGCUGGAUGACUUUGUUAAGAACAUGGGCAACUGGUUGCUUUAUCCGUGCCGUUAAAGCCAUUUUUACUUAAAGAUUUAACUCUACACAGAUACUCCAUUAGGAGAAAGAAAUCCCACCUGAAGAAGGACAAUAUUUGAUGUGGGCAAGAUGAAGUAAUCAGCUUUUAUCCUAUAGUCAUUUGUUUUGGGUCAUGUUAUUAUACUACAAAACAAGUAAUGUGUCAAGCUGUUCUCUCUCUAAUAGAGUAAUGACCUGACUUGUGAAAUGUGUUUGCUCUGGUACAAGGAAGAAACAUCUAUAACUCCCGUUAAGUGUUUUUGUAUACAUUUCAUGUUAAUGUUUUUAUGUGUAUUUCUUUAUUUUGCACUUUUUAUCCCCUACCCUGAGACAAUGUUGGAAGCAUGUUCAGACUGUACAGACUUUAAAAGACUGUGCAUGUAGGAAAAUGUCUUGUAAGUAAAUGAGAUGCACUAAGGUUGUUAUCCAACAGCAUAGAGCAGUGAUGGUGAACUUUGGCACUCCAGAUGUUUCAGACCUACAUUUCCCAUGAUACUUAGGCCCUCUGCAGUCCAGUCGAGCAUCAAGGGAAAUUUAGUUCUGAAACAUCUGGAGUGCCAAGGUUCGCCAUCACUGGCAUAGAUGAUCUUCCCUGUGAUAGAAAACUGAGUUCUAACAAAAAUUAGUUUAAAAAAUGACUACAGAAUGCCUGGUUGAUAUAAUUUUCACCCUUUCACCAUAUCAUUAAAGCCAUCCUUAAUAUAUACAAUAACAUAAACUUGUUGGGUGUACAUUACAGGAAAUUAACACCGCCUUAGUCAUAAUUAGAGGUGGUUGAAAGUUGGAUUUUUUACAUUUGAACUGUAGAAUGAAUGUUUAUGUUGAUAUUUGUUCUGCCUUACAAAUGUUUAUAUAUAGCAAUAUUCAAAUAUCUAAUGUCACAGUGUAGCAUUCAUAUAUUACAUUUGAAUAUUAAUUCCAAUAGACUUACACUAAGAUAUAUGAGAAUUAAGAUUCAAAUGGUAGAUGUUUCCUAAUCAAAUGUGACAUUCAAUUAGGGAGAAACCUAAACUUUUCUGUAAAGCUUUGAAAUGCAUUCAGAAUAAAUGAAUGCAGACAACUUUUUGUCAUUUUUAGUAAAUGUGUUGAAACAUGCAGUCCGUCUCUAGCCACAAUACUAACACACAGGAGCUUAGUAUACAAUCAAAUGCAUUCCUCUUUGUCCAGUGUGCACUUUCAAAAUAAUUUCCCUGGUCAAAGUUUACAUUAGUAUCCAGAGCUUUUAAGUCUUAUGUUUGCAUAUUUGCACUGUAGAAUAAGUAUGUGUUUGUACUAGGUAAGUAGUAGUUAUUUAACAUUAAAUGUUACUAAGUCGGAAAUUCUUUUAUAGUCAUCUCUGUAUAACAAACCAGGGUAUUGUGUUUUUUUUUUUUUUUUUUAAUUAAUAGAACCAACUCAUUUGUUAAUGAAAAGCAUUGUUACAAAGUAAGAGUUAAUUUAGUAGAAGUGAAAAUGCAUUAGAAUGCAAGGGAAUUAUAUCUAUAUUUGAAAGGUCAGUUCCACUUAAAUUCAUAUUUUAAAUGUUUUAUUUGUGUACGCAUGGUUAUCCAUAAAGUAUUAAUGUUUGUCAAUAUUUCUACUCUGUUCCUGUUUGCCAAGAUAGAGAGAUUUUUUUUCUUUGAUAUAAAUAUAUAAAUAUAUAUACAUAUUAUUUAAACUAAAAGAAUAUGGAACCCCUUUUGCUGGCAGAGGGGACUGAAACACAUUGCACUGCAAUGGGUUACAUGCUCCUUUGGCAUUGAAAUGGUCAAAGUUUGGUCCCUCUCAACUAUACUGUGCUCAACAUGUACAUAGUUUGUGAAGACACUUUUAUAUGUGCUGUAAAACCAUAGUGAAUGUUGUGUACCACAUUACCAUUGUAAUAAAGUGUACAUUGUUUUAUAA